GCGCCCGCGCACGCGCUUCUAUCCCGGAUUCAUCCCAGUUUCAUAAGUUAAUAAUGACUGGCUAAUCCCCGGUUCCCGUGGUGCUGUGAUUAUUAAGUGCGUUGGACUUCAUCUGUGUUUUACACCACACACGCACACAUACACAGAUAGGCUACCACCAUGCCGAUCGGCAACGUGAGCAACUCUGGGGCGAAGAGAGAUAACUACCGCCCACCAUGGGUCAAGGAUAAAGACGCCGAGGCUCCCCCACCAUGGACUCAGAGGAAAUUGAAGCCAGUGGAUACUAAAGCGGAAGUAGAAGACCAGCCGGCUGCUAAGAAACCCGGACUAAAGAAACAAGCUACAAUAAGAGACAAAAAUGAAAACGGUGUUGCAGAACCUGUAGAAGAAAAGUUAGUAAAACCAUCAGCAGCCAAACUAUUAGAUAAAGCUACAAAACCAGCCGACGAGAAGCCAAGGUUUUCAAAAUCUAAUUUAAAAACUGUGGACAAAUCUCCCAAACAGGAAGACAAAAAUUCUAAAUUGGACACCAAAACCCCUAAAGCAGAAGAAAAGGCCGUUAAUAAUAAGGCCGAAGAAAAGAAACCAACUUUAAGGACAGUAAGAACAAUCGAUGAUAAAGCUAAGGAAAAAUCAGUAACUAUAGUUGAUAGGAAAGCCGAAAAGGCUGAAGACAAAUCAAGUAAAAAUGGUCCUACAAAGCCUAAUAAUGCGGUGAACAAUAAGAUUACUAAUGAUAAAAGUUCCACAAAUACUACAAACAAAGACACAAAACCUGUUACCAAAGUGACUGAGACUCCUAAAGUAGAAGAAAAAAUGGAAACCAAAUCUAAAAUGGCAACAAAGCCACCAACACCACUUGAAAAAACUCCAUCAAAGCUACCACCCCGCAAACCUUCACUACAGAAACAGCCUUCGAAAGACGAGCCUGUGAAGAAAUGGAGGGAUCCUUUACACGAGCGAGUGAAGGAAAAUAUAGACAAAACCCUGGCUAAUGAAAUUCCGAAAGGACAUACGCUGACAAAGAAUGAGAGUUUAAGAAGUUUGCUUAAACCGACACCACCACCAAUGCCACCGCCCUUGCCGCCAAAGAUGCCGCCACCCCCGGAAUUCAAGAAGGCGCCACUGGAUCCUCAGAAGCUGAAGAAGGUAGAACAACUCCGCAGCAGACCACGGAAGAGACCAGACUGGAGCGACAUGAUGAAGGAGGUCGAACAGGGGAAGAAACUGAAACAUGUUGUCUGCAAUGACAGGUCCAGCCCCAUCAUCACUAGAUCAGCCGUUGUAAAAAAUAAAGACCAGUUCAUAUUCGAAUCAGAGAAACCUAAUUCACACAAUGAACUCCUUAAAGAGAUUAACAAAGGUGUUAGAUUAAAAAAAGUUAAAACUAAUGAUAGAAGUAAACCUAAUCUAGAAGGUUUAAGGAAAUUUAGACGGCAAAUGACUAUUGAAGAACAAGUACAGAAGUCUAUGUCUCAAGCUAAUAUUCAAGCUUCGCCAUCAGGAGCAUGUAUUCCAGAGCAGGGCAUUCUUCAAACCCCAGCGACAGAAGAAGAGGAGAUUGAUGAAAUGGAUGAUAUUGAUAAGGUCAGAGACGAUCUCCAGUCCACAAAGCAGUUACUAGCUAUUGAACUAAGAAAUAAAGAAGCACAAGAAAGAGAAAAUAAACGACUUUUAACAAGGAUACAAAAUUUGGAAGCUGAACUUGCUAGGGAACGUGCCAUUAUUAAACAAGAGCAACACAAAACUGUUAUAUCUGUUACGGAUGCAUAUGAUGAAAGGCUCGUCAAUAGUCUUAAGCAAGAAGUCGAAAAAACUAAAGAGAAUGCGGAUAAUUUAGAAAGAAAAUAUUUAGAAGCGGCUGAAGAUAGAGACACAGCUUUAACAGAACUUGAGGAAGUUAAAAGAAGAAAUGCCGAAUUGGAAAAAAAAUUAGAACAGGCCUUAUCGAACAAGCUUGAAGAAAUGUAUUUAUCAGAGGAACCAUUGUCAUUCUAUCAAAAGAGGCAGCUUGAAUUUGAGAAGCAAUGUAGGUUAUUGAAUAUAGAUAUAAAUUCUGCAGAAGCCCAGGAACUCAAAAAGUCUUCUAUGAACACUAAUAAUAACAUUGCUUCUGAUAACUUUGCUUUCACUAACCGAGAUGAUGAGGGUAUUAUGCCUUCAAACAUGGGUUCAAGACGUUCGAGCCACGCUAUCAGACAGCUUUCGAUAACCAAAGAUGACAGUUUUGAAGAAGAAGAAGAAUCCGAUGAAGAAGAGGAAGAAAGUGAGGAAAAGAAGCAAAAAAGAAUGGAGAAAGAAAUACGCAAUAUGAGGAACAAAAUCAGACAUCUAAAAGAAAAGCAAGACCACAUGAAGAAAGAACGAAUGGGCUUUAAAAUGGCAUUGAAGAACCAGCAAGCUGCUUUAAAGGAAGAAAAACGAAAAUACAAGGAGUUAAAACAGGAGGUGGACAAGAUGGCGUCAAUGAUGAAAGAAGUUGGUUCUGAUGAUGAAGACGAAGACGAGGAAGAGGAAGAAUCUGAAGAAGAGAAGAAGAGUGAGUCAGAAGAAGAAGAAACAGAGACGGAAACAGAGCAAGAUACCGAAAGUGAAACUGAAAGCGAAAGCGAGCCUGAAGAUGCUCCUUUGCCUAAGAAGAAGGAAAAUCUAUCUACGAGACUAAAGCGACACGAGACCAGGGUCAACGCUUUGAAGAAGGGAAAUGCUUUGCUCAUGGCGAACGUAGACCGGCUAAAAGACGAUGUCCUCAAGCAAAGAGAAGAAUCGCAGACGCUGCAGAAAGAAUUGGAUUCCUUGAUUGACGACUUGGAAUGAUCGGGUUAGAUUUAUAAGGUGUAAACAGACCAUUCUGUCUGUGGUAUGAUGAAGGGAUAUGCUAUGGUAUGAUGCUACCUACUGUAUGCUUCACUGAAUAUAAACCCUCCAAAAAAACCCUA
Messenger RNA from Amyelois transitella, 2939 nucleotides. RefSeq names its product DNA ligase 1 (gene sals). The transcript is spliced from 12 exons. The coding region runs from base 160 to 2817 and encodes 885 amino acids. The record is from RefSeq and is a predicted model, not a curated record. NCBI's taxonomy places the organism in Eukaryota, Metazoa, Arthropoda, Insecta, Lepidoptera, Pyralidae. Gene Ontology annotation, molecular function: actin binding.